Messenger RNA from Chaetomium globosum CBS 148.51, 3471 nucleotides. RefSeq lists its product as uncharacterized. Gene Ontology annotation, biological process: mismatch repair; mitotic recombination. Gene Ontology annotation, cellular component: nucleus. Bases 1 to 3471 code for a protein of 1156 amino acids. The transcript has 2 exons. The record is from RefSeq and is a predicted model, not a curated record. Gene Ontology annotation, molecular function: ATP-dependent DNA damage sensor activity; ATP binding; mismatched DNA binding. Lineage: Eukaryota; Fungi; Ascomycota; Sordariomycetes; Sordariales; Chaetomiaceae.
AUGGCGGGACCCUCUCGAGCUCCUGUGAAGAAGCAGGCAUCGCUGACUAGCUUUUUCACUGCCAAUAUAUCAAGCAAGAAGCACGCGAACUCUCCCGGGGGAGGCUCGGCCGCGAACAGAAACAAGGACGAGACCGAGGACGAGAACACCCAAAAGAUUAUCGGGAAGGGGAAGGAGAAGGACGAGUCUUCGCCGAUAACUUUAUCGGUUUUAGAGUCCAACCGGAAACGGCCUUUGCAAGACAACAAUAGCAAUGGAAACGGAAGAUCUAGUCGCGCCGCAAAGCGUGCAAAGUCGGUCGUGAGCGAAGAUGACUCCGAAGAAGUCUCCAGCCCACCCGUGCAGGCAUCAACAGGCCGCACUCCCAUCCCUGAACCUCCAAGCUCAUCGUCCCGGACUGAGCGGUACGCUUACGAUGCAGACCGCUUGGCCUCGGAUCCGUCUGGGCUCAAUGAGGACGAGGACGCGGCGACGAGGCGGAAGAAAGAGGAAUUGCAUAGGAAGUUCGUCAAGAAGCUCGGGCACCCGGAUAGUUUGGCCUCGCUAAGGAGACGCGAGCUCCUUGGCCAGAAUGAAAGUCCUGGCUUGGAUGGAGAGGGCGAAGAGGAGGGCGGUGAUGCUGAGGAGGAUGAAACCCCUCUCCCAUCGAAAACCAAGAAGAAGGGUGCUAAGACUGGCAAGCUCACUCCCAUGGAAAUUCAGUUUCUCGAUAUCAAGAGGAAGCACAUGGAUACCGUUCUGGUGGUCGAGGUCGGCUACAAGUUCAGGUUCUUUGGCGAGGACGCCCGAAUUGCGGCCAAAGAACUCAGCAUCGUCUGCAUUCCCGGAAAAUUCAGAUACGAUGAACCCCAUAUCGACCGUUUUGCCUCGGCCAGCAUACCCGUCCAUCGGUUGAGCGUCCAUGUGAAACGUCUUGUUGCCGCAGGGCACAAAGUUGGCGUCGUUCGCCAGCUGGAAACGGCAGCGCUGAAGAAAGCCGGCGAUAACCGAAAUGCACCAUUCGUUCGGAAACUCACGAAUAUAUACACCAAAGGGACCUACAUCGACGAGACAGGGGAGCUUGACCAACCGGGAGAAGGCGCUGGGGCUUCCGCGGGGGGUUACUUGCUCUGCCUGACCGAGUCACCGGUUAAGGGUCUAGGGACUGACGAAAACGUCCAUAUCGGCGUCAUGGCGGUUCAACCUGCAACAGGCGACAUCAUCUACGACGAUUUUGAAGAUGGCUUUAUGAGGCGUGAAAUCGAGACGCGUCUGCUACACAUAUCCCCGUGCGAGCUCCUUGUGGUGGGGGAGCUGUCUAAAGCCACCAACAAGCUGGUUCAGCAUCUCGCCGGCAGUAGCACCAAUGUCUUUGGUGACAGAAGCCGUGUGGAGAGGGUGCCAAAAAGCAAGACGAUGGCCGCCGAAGCCAGCUCGCACGUUACGCAGUUUUAUGCUGGCAAGGUCAAAGGCGAUGACGAGCGUUCAGCAUCUCUGCUCGACAAGGUUUUGAAGCUGCCGGAGUCCGUGACGGUUUGCCUGUCGGCCAUGAUCACCCAUUUGACCGAGUAUGGUCUGGAACACAUCUUCGACCUGACCAAGUACUUCCAAUCAUUCACCACACGACAACACAUGUUGAUCAACGGUACUACUUUGGAAAGUUUGGAGGUCUACAGGAACGCAACAGACCAGUCCGAAAAGGGAAGCCUAUUGUGGGCGCUUGACAAGACACGAACCCGCCCUGGCCGGAGGCUACUGAGGAAAUGGAUCGGCCGUCCGCUGCUGGAUCGAGAACGACUGGAAGAGCGAGUCACCGCUGUCGAGGAGUUACUCGAACACCAAUCCAACUUCAAAGUCGACAGGCUAGGCGGCGUGCUCAACUCCAUCAAGGCUGACCUUGAACGGAGCUUAAUCCGCAUCUACUACGGAAAAUGCACCCGUCCCGAACUCCUCUCAACCCUUCAAACCCUCCAAAGGAUUUCUAUCGAAUUUUCUAGAGUGAAAACGCCAGAAGACACGGGCUUCAACUCAUCCCUGAUCGUCGAAGCAAUCUACGCUCUGCCGGGCAUAGGGACAAUCGUGAGCGCAUAUCUCGAUAAAAUCAACCCGGAAGCCGCGAGGAAGGACGACAAGUACACAUUUUUCCGCGACGAUGAGGAGACGGAGGAUAUCACCAAUCACAAGCUGGGUAUUGCUGCCGUCGAGGCGGAUUUGGAUGUCCACCGCAAGGACGCCGCCACGAAGCUGUCCAAGAAAACCCCUGUCACCUAUGUCACCGUGUCUGGCAUCGAAUAUCUGAUUGAGGUCCCCAAUACGGACCUGAAGCACGUACCGGCCUCAUGGGCCAAGAUCAGUGGGACCAAAAAACUUUCCCGCUUUCAUACCCCCGAGGUAAUGCGCCUGAUGAACGAGCGGGACCAGCACAAGGAAGCCCUCGCCGCGGCCUGCGACAAUGCCUUCACAGACCUUCUGAAAUCCAUUGCCUCCGAGUACCAGCCGCUCCGCGACGCCGUCGCCUCGCUAGCCACCCUCGACUGCCUCCUCUCUCUAGCCCAAGUCGCCUCCCUCCCGGGUUAUAGCAAACCAACCUUCCUCCCCACUGCGACCCCGCCCACCAUCUCCAUCACGUCCGGCCGCCACCCCAUUGCCGAACACACCCUCCCUGACGGCUACAUCCCCUUCACCACCUCCCUCGCCUCGCCCUCCCCGCUCGCCCAGCUCAUCACGGGGCCCAACAUGGGCGGCAAAUCCAGCUACGUCCGCGCCGUGGCGCUGCUGGUUCUCCUAGCCCAAAUCGGCUCGUACGUGCCGGCCGAGGCCAUGUCGCUGACGCUGACCGACGCCAUCUACACGCGCAUGGGGGCGCGCGACAACCUGUUCGCGGGCGAGAGCACCUUCAUGGUGGAGGUGUCGGAGACGGCGGCGAUCCUGCGCGGCGCGACGGCGCGCUCGCUUGUCGUGCUCGACGAGCUCGGCCGCGGCACAUCCACCCACGACGGCGCCGCCAUCGCCCACGCCGUCCUCGCCCACGUCGCCCGCGAGACCCGCUGCCUGACCCUCUUCAUCACCCACUACCAGAACCUCGCCCGAGUCGCCGACGGCCUCGGCGGCGCCGUGCGCUGCGUGCAUAUGCGCUUCGAGGCCACGGGGCGACAGCGGGACGAGGCUGCCGAUGGAGACGCUGACGCUGCGGCCGCCGACGCCGACGAGGAGAUCACGUUCCUGUACGAGGUGGCGGACGGGGUCGCGCACCGGUCGUACGGGCUCAACGUGGCGCGGCUGGCGCGGAUCCCGCGGCGGGUGCUGGACGUGGCGGCGCGCAAGUCGCGCGAGAUGGAGGAGGGCGUCAAGGCGCGACGGCUGCGCGGGGCGGUGCGGCUGCUGGAGGAUGUUGUUGCCGGGGGUGGUGGUGGUGGCGGUGGCGGUGGCGGUGACGGCGACGACGGGGAGGAUCCACUGGAGCAUUUGGUGUCGAGUAUUGAGCAGUUGUAG